This is a messenger RNA of Cornus florida, 1056 nucleotides long. Its product is annotated as proteasome subunit beta type-6. Bases 122 to 829 code for a protein of 235 amino acids. Gene Ontology annotation, molecular function: threonine-type endopeptidase activity. The transcript has 8 exons. NCBI's taxonomy places the organism in Eukaryota, Viridiplantae, Streptophyta, Magnoliopsida, Cornales, Cornaceae. The record is from RefSeq and is a predicted model, not a curated record. Gene Ontology annotation, cellular component: proteasome core complex.
AGCCUUUAUUAUACUCCCUACACUUCUCGUUCGAUUAGGUUUCUCCAUUGAAAUUGUGUAUUAGGGUUUCGAGUAUUCGAUCUCUCCCAUUCCCCACUGUUCAAACCCUCCAAUUGCUGUGAUGGAUCACGAUAUGGGUCUAAAUGCUCCUCACUCCAUGGGAACAACUAUCAUCGGAGUUACUUACAACGGAGGGGUUGUUCUCGGUGCCGAUUCUAGAACCAGCACCGGGGUUUAUGUUGCUAAUCGGGCUUCUGACAAGAUCACACAGCUGACGGAUAAUGUCUACCUUUGUCGCUCUGGAUCGGCUGCAGACUCUCAAAUUGUAUCCGACUACGUUCGCUACUUUCUUCAUCAGCACACGAUUCAGCUGGGGCAGCCUGCAACUGUUAAAGUUGCCGCAAACCUUGCAAGGCUAUUGUCAUACAAUAACAAGAAUUUGCUGCAAACUGGUCUAAUUGUUGGCGGAUGGGACAAAUACGAAGGAGGCAAAAUAUUUGGAAUUCCUCUUGGUGGAACACUAAUAGAGCAGCCUUUUGCCAUUGGAGGAUCUGGGUCUAGCUACUUGUAUGGGUUCUUUGAUCAGGCAUGGAAAGAAGGAAUGACCAAGGACGAAGCUGAGCAAUUGGUGGUUAAAGCAGUUUCCCUUGCCAUUGCUAGAGAUGGUGCUAGUGGGGGCGUUGUUCGCACUGUUAUUAUUAACGCUGAUGGAGUUACCAGAAACUUCUACCCGAGUGACAAGCUUCCACUGUGGCAUGAGGAGUUGGAGCCUCAGAAUUCAUUGCUGGACAUAUUGAAUGCUCCUGGACCUGAACCCAUGAACAUAUAGUGAAAGAUGAUCUGAUUCUUGAUUAGUGUUUUGAUCUUUCUUUCAUUACCUUGGAUUGUAUGCACUGUUCUUUCUUUGGUCAAAUGAUAGAAGAAUGACCGUACACUGAUUUACAAUUGCUUUUAAAAAGUGCUGGGUCAUUGCAAAAAUUGGAUUUCUACAUGGUUAUUAUGGCUUCAUAAAAGCGAAAUUGCAUUCAAUCAUAUGAAGGGUGGAUGCAACGAAAA